AUGCCACUGUCAAUUACGUCGUCGAACAGUUCUUCGUCAACAGUUUCUCUUGAGUCCAGAUGGAUUUCCUCAUCGAGUUCCACUAAAAGGUCCGAUAACUCAUCUGGAUAUGGUGUCUUCAACCAUUUAAUCAUUAAAUCCUUCGUCCAACCAUUAGUUGUCGCGGGGGGUAUAAAACGAUUAUCAGCUUUAAAUCGUACUCGAAAUGUCAAUUUUCAGUUUCCAGGAGGGUUUGGUAGCGGAUAUAAUGGUUUUCGACCGGGUGAUUGUUACUGGUUUGGUAUUGUAGCAUUGGGAACGGACUGGGAUCUGGUUCGAGGGGGAAAGGUCUGGAUACACGUCUCGACCUGGAUGGAGACUGGGGGGUGGUUUGCUAGUCCAAAAACGCACAGUGAAGAUUCAGAUGGCGUGGAAGGGGAAGACGAGUCUGAAAGUGAAAAGGGAUUUAAACCAAUAAGAAAAUUAGAAAACAUGAGAAUGUUAUUGGAUCACUACAACUUCAAACACUAUAUACGCCAGAAGAAAUUUUUACAAAAUUAA
Messenger RNA from Lottia gigantea (owl limpet), 540 nucleotides. RefSeq lists its product as hypothetical. The record is from RefSeq and is a predicted model, not a curated record. Lineage: Eukaryota; Metazoa; Mollusca; Gastropoda; Lottiidae. Bases 1 to 540 code for a protein of 179 amino acids. The transcript is spliced from 3 exons.